UCAAAUCAGCAAGGCGAUCUCCGAAGCGAGGGAAAAAUUUAAUAGAAGCAAGAUAGUAGCCGAGCGAAGUGUGUGUAUGGUGUGUCGCAUGCAAAUCUGAAUACGAAAGAUCGAAUAUUUGAUUCAUAUGAGUUAAAAGUGCCGUCGUAUACAAAGUGCAUUAGAUGUGCAGUUACGUAAUGUUGUUUUUUACAUCACACAGAUAAGCAAUAAUAUUUCAGUCAGUUAUUUUGCAGUGCAAAAUAAUAUUUGAUCGAAUCAUGUUUGUUUACGUCCACGUGCUGUAAGAAGAAAAUCGAUUAUAAAGGCAAAAUGUCGUUAAAGAAGGAGUCGCGCACGGACGUGCAGUUCCAUCUAGCGGCGCUGCGCGGCGACAGAGCGCGCCUCUGCCAGCUGCUGGACACUGGCAAGGUGCACAUCGACUCCAGAGAUCGGGACGGCACGACGCCGCUGAUCCUGUCGGCGGCCAUGGGGCACGCGGACUGCGUGGAGGAGCUGCUGGCACAGGGCGCGGACCCCGCCUGCUGCAGGACGACGGGCACGAGCGCGCUGUUCUUCGCGGCGCAGGGCGGCUUCCUCGACAUCGCGCGUCUGCUGCUCCAUGCCGGCGCAGACAUCGACGCGCCCAGCACUGACGGCGGCACUCCGCUGUUCGUGGCGUGCCAGUGCGGCCAUCUGCCCGUCGUCGAGGAGCUGCUGCAGCGCGGCGCCGACGUCAACUCCUGCAUGAAGGACGGCGCGACGCCGCUGUUCAUAGCGGCGCAGAACGGGCACGAGGAGGUGUGCGCGCGUCUGCUGCGGGCCGGCGCGGCGGUGGACGCGGCGCGAGCUGACCGCGCCACGCCGCUCUGGAUAGCGGCGCAGUGCGGCCACCAGCGCGUCGCCCGCGUCCUGCUCGCGCACGGCGCACGCGUCGACUCCACCAGACAGGACGGCGCCACGCCGCUGUUCAAGGCGGCGCACAAGGGGCACGCGGCCGUGGUGGUGGAGCUGCUGAAGCACUCGCCCGACCUCGGGCUGCUGCCCAACGGUCAGAGCGCGCUGCACGGCGCCGCCAUGUUCGGGCAGCUCGCCUGCGUGCGUCUGCUCGCCGCCCGCCGCGCCUCCGCCCUCUCCCUGCGCAACGCCGCCGGACUCACGCCGCUGCAGGCCGCCAGGCACGCCGCCCGCCGCGACGUCGUCGACUACCUGCAGCGCCUCGCCGCCUCCUGA
Papilio xuthus (Asian swallowtail) is the source of this 1212-nucleotide messenger RNA. Its product is annotated as ankyrin repeat domain-containing protein 29. NCBI's taxonomy places the organism in Eukaryota, Metazoa, Arthropoda, Insecta, Lepidoptera, Papilionidae. The record is from RefSeq and is a predicted model, not a curated record. Gene Ontology annotation, molecular function: protein binding. The transcript has 6 exons. The coding region runs from base 313 to 1212 and encodes 299 amino acids.